AUGUUUACAUAUGAAAUUCGUCGAAUUAAUUUCGAUGGUACUAAUGAAACUGUUUUCUAUGGUGAUGAUGAAAUAUUAGUUGGUAUGGAAGCUGGUACAAUGCAAAUUGAUGCUGUUGGACGUAAUCUAUUUAUUGCUAAUAUUCGUCAUAGUCGAAUUGAUGCAAUAUCUUUAAAUGGUCUCUAUCAUACAAUAGUAUAUAGUAAUCAUGAAAAUGCUACAGGUAUAAUACGACCUAUAGCACUUGAUCUUGAUACAACAAAUGGUUUUGUUUAUUGGAUUGAUCUUGGUAGUGAUCAAAUUCCAAUGAAAAUAGGUCGUGUUCGUUUUGAUGGAAAAUAUUCUGAAAAUAUCAUUGUUGAUAAUCUUUUACAACCAAAUUAUAUUGUUUAUAAUCUUAAUCUUCAUUGUAUAUUUUGGAGUGAUUUUGGUUUACAAAGAAUUUCAUAUCAUUGUAUGGAUUCAGGUGAUACAAAAGUACUUGAUGUUGAAGUAAAUCAUCCACGUGGUUUUGAUUUUCUUACACAUUUAUAUUCUUCAACAUCAUCAAGACCAACUAAUGAAAAUGAUGAUGUAACAUUAACACAUUAUUCAUUAUUUUUUGUUGAUAAAGAAUAUGAAGGUGUUUAUAAAAAAUGGUUUGAUUAUCGUUUAAAUCCUAUAUCAGAUAUUAUACCUGUACGAACAAAUCAAGAAGAUCCAAGACAAGUUCGUGCUUAUCCACGUUAUGAAGUUUUCAAUCCAAAUUGUUAUUAUGGUUCAUAUUGUGAACAAAUUUGUUUUCAAAUUGAUUCUAAUCAUAAUAGUAUGUCAACAUGUGAUUGUGCUAUUGGAUAUAAAUUAAAUAGUGAUGAACGAACAUGUUCACCUAGAAGUGAACAAUAUAUUGUUUAUAGUACACAUGCAUUAUUAAGAGCAUUUGAUUAUCGAUCAAAUGAUUCAGCAAGAGAAGAUGUUAUGCCAUUAAUUCCUGGUAAUAAUAUGGAAAUGUUAACAGCUCGAUAUUCGAAUCGUGAAUUAUAUUGGAUAGAUGGAAAUCGUUUAAUUCGUCGUGCAAUUUGGACAAAUAAUCGAAUAUGGAAUAUAACAAAUUAUCUUCAAAUAAGUGUUGGAUCACAAAGAAAUUUUAUUCUUGGUCUUACACUUGAUUGGAUAGCUGGAAAUUUAUAUUUUUCUUAUGUAACAAAUUCUUAUGGUCAUUUAGAAGUUAAUCGUCUUGGUACAGAUCAUCGAUUAAUUUUACGAAAAGGAACAAAUGAAACAAUUUAUGCUAUUGUUGUUAAUCCAAAACGAAGAUUUCUUUAUUGGUGUGAUCGUGGUCAACGUGUUCGUAUUGUUCGUUCAUUACUCAAUGGUCAAAAUGUAAUAUAUCUUGUAACAACACAAAUUAUUCGACCAGAAUCAAUAACAAUUGAUUCUCUUACUGAUGAUGUUUAUUGGUCGGAUGCAAUACGUGAUACAGUUGAAGCUAUAUCAUGGGAUGGAAGAAAUCGUCGAACAGUUUCACGUAAUAUUCCAAAAGCAAUUAGUCUACUUAUUGCAAAUAAUGAUUUAUAUAUAAUGGAUCGAGCAUUUUCAUCGAUAAUGCGUAUUAAUAAAACUGUUAGUAAUAUGACACAACGUUUAGAAUCAGUAUUAACAUUAAAAACAUAUGAAGUUGGUGGUAUGACAUUAUUUGAUGAACAACCCAAUUUUGAAUCACCAUGUCAAACAUCAACAACACAACAACGUUUUUGUGAAGAUCUUUGUUUUGCUAUGCCUGAUACAAGUAUACCACAAUGUGCAUGUGCAUAUGGAACAUUAAAUAUGGAUCGACGAACUUGUGCACCACCAAAUGAAUAUUUACUUGUUGCAAUUGAAAGAGAAAUUCGUUCAAUGUCAAUGGAACCACAUGGUUCAUCAACAAGUGCACCAUGGCGUGCAAUUACAAAUUUAAGAUUAGUAGUUGGAGUUGAUUUUGAUUAUCGAGAUAGGAAAAUAUUUUAUACGGAUUAUCUUUUACAAGAUAUAUUUUCAUUUGAUAUGGAUGAUCCAAAUCCAAAUGCACGACAAUUAAUACAAACAAAUGUUACUGGUCGUUCACAACCUAUUGGUAUAGCAUAUGAUUGGGUAUCGGAUCGUUUAUAUUGGACAGAUGAACGAUAUGGAAGAAUAAUUUCGGCAAGAAAUAAUGGUUCAGAAAGAUUAGUUAUAGCUGGUAGUUCACGACCAAAAGCAAUUGUUGUUCAUCCAUGCAAAGGAUUAUUAUUUUGGUCAGAUGUUGGUUAUUAUCCAUCAAUUCGUCGUUCGACAUUAACUGGAAGACAAGUAACUUAUGUUGUUACAACUAAUAUAAAAUGGCCAAAUGGUUUAACAAUUGAUUUUGAUGAUGAUCGUAUUUAUUGGGCAGAUGCUUGGUUUGAUCGUAUUGAACGUGCAGAAUUCGA
This is a messenger RNA of Rotaria sordida, 2426 nucleotides long. NCBI's taxonomy places the organism in Eukaryota, Metazoa, Rotifera, Eurotatoria, Philodinida, Philodinidae. The record is from the annotation of a GenBank genome assembly.